GUGAGUACUGUAAGUCGGUCUUUGACUCUUAAAAUAACAGUACGAUCUAAAAAUCGAUUUCUUUUUACAAGAAUAGAAAGGCUUAGCGCAGCGGCGAGAGAGAGAGAGACCGAGAAACAUCCUGCUCCGAUGAUUUCUUCUUCCUCUUUUUGUUCAGAACGAUUCUUUGCAAUCAAGUGGUAAUUCAGCGAAUUCAGUUGGGGGUCAAGGGGAAUCAUGACGGAGGUAGGGCAGGAGACGGUGAAUUUCGCGGCUCUGGUGGGCCGGGCCGCGGAGGAAUCCUACGUCGCGCUCAAGGAAUUGGUGGAGAAAUCCAAGUCUUCGGAGUCGUUGUCAGACUCCGAGAAGAAGAUUAUGAUUCUGAAGUACAUUGUUAAGACGCAGCAGCGGAUGCUCCGUCUUGAUGUCCUCGCUAAGUGGUGCCAACAGGUUCCUUUGAUACAAUAUUGCCAACAACUUGCAUCAACUCUAUCCAGUCAUGAAACUUGUUUCACUCAAGCUGCAGAUUCCAUGUUUUUCAUGCAUGAGGGGCUACAACAAGCUCGUGCUCCUAUCUAUGAUGUUCCCUCGGCCAUUGAGGUUCUUCUUACUGGAACUUAUCAGCGUUUACCAAAAUGUGUAGAAGAUGUGGGCAUGUUGGGUACAUUGAAUGAGGACCAGCAAGGUCCGGCUUUAAAGAAACUAGAUACACUUGUUAGGUCCAAGUUGCUUGAGGUUUCACUGCCAAAAGAAUUUACUGAAAUCAAAGUCUCGGAUGGUGUUGUCUUGCUUCGUGUUGAUGGGGAAUUCAAAAUUCUAGUUACACUUGGUUAUCGAGGUCACUUAUCGAUGUGGAGAAUAUUGCAUUUGGAGUUGCUUGUUGGUGAGAGAAGUGGACUCGUGAAAGUAGAAGCAUCCCGGCGACAUGCUCUAGGAGAUGAUUUGGAACGUAGAAUGGCUGCGUCAGAAGCACCAUUCAUGACAUUGUAUUCUAUUCUACAUGAGCUCUGUGUUGCCCUUACUAUGGACACUGUUAUAAGACAAGUGCAAACACUUCGACAAGGCAGAUGGAAGGAUGCUAUUCGUUUUGAACUCAUAUCUGAUGGUACUGUUGGGCAGGGAGGGAGCGCUGCCUUCACCCAUGGUGCUCAAGAUGGAGAAACUGAUUCUGCUGGGUUACGGACUCCUGGAUUGAAAAUCAUAUACUGGUUAGAGCUUGAUAAAAGUAAUGCUUCAUCUGAAGCAGGGGCGUCCCCAUUCUUAAAAAUUGAACCAGGUCCUGAUAUGCAAAUAAAGUGUUUGCAUAGCACAUUUGUAAUUGAUCCUCAAACUGGCAAGGAGGCAGAAUUUAACCUUAACCGAAGUUGCAUCGACGUUGAGUUGCUACUGCUCAGAGCCAUCAGCUGUAAUAGAUAUACUCGCCUACUUGAGAUAUACAAGGAAGUGGAGAAGAAUGUAGAGAUCAAUAGAACUUCAGGAGACGUCCAAAUUAAAUUUCAUUUGGAUGGUUCUGAAACUGAAAAUGAAAAGAUGGAUAGUGCAUUUGAUUCGCAGAAGCAUGAUGAUGAGGAAGUUCUCCGUUUGCGUGCCUAUGGUUCUUCUUUUUUUGCUCUUGGAAUAAACAUAAGGAAUGGCCGUUUUCUUCUUCGCUCUUCAAAAAAUAUCAUAUCAUCGAAAACUCUGUUAGAGUGUGAAGAGGCACUGAACCAGGGAAGUAUUACGGCAGCCAAGGCUUUUAUCAACUUGAGGAGGAAUAGUAUUCUACAUUUAUUUGCAUGCAUUGGGAGAUUCUUGGGUCUUGAGGUAUUUGAGCAUGGUUUUACAGCAGCAAAAUUGCCUAAAACCCUAGCAGAAGACUCAAAUUCACUGUUCAUGGGAUUCCCCGAGUGUGGAAGUUCUUAUUUCUUGUUGAUGCAGCUUGAUAAGGAAUUUAAACCCUGUCCCAAGUUAAUUGAAGUUCAGUCUGAAUCCUCAGGGAAAGCUGAGCCAUUUGGUGACAUCAGCAAAGUUAUUCGAGUAAAAAACUUGGAUAUUAGCCGGAUGCACAUGUGUGAAGAUGAACUCAAUUUGAGCCUUCUUGACAGUAGGAAGAUGCUAUCAGUUCCCAAUGAGGUUAAUGGUAAUGAGACUUCUGAACAUGGUAUUCCUUCUAACUCAAGUUUGGAUGGCACAUCGCUUCGGUCUAAUAUUCCCAUUAGUUUUUCCUCUAUUGUCGAUGAAGUUUUUGAGCUUGAGAAAGGGUCAAAUGGACAGAGCUCCACAUCUGCUUUAACCUCUUCAUCCAAUUUUGGCUUGGGUACUAUGAAUAUUCACAGCAUAAAACCUUCAAUGUCAUCCCCUAACUGGGAAGGACAAACAUCGCAAAAUGCACUGAGCAAUUUUAAGAGCUCGAUGCAUUCUGGGUCUACCAAUUCACUAUCAACCAACUUGGUGAAAAGCCAAGCUGGCAAGAAAUUAACAGCUUCAAAAUCAGAUCAAGAUUUGGCUGCUCUCAGGUCGCCACAUUCUGGUGGCUUUGGUUCUUAUGGUAUAAUGGACGAUCAGCUUACGGUAUCUGGACUUCACUCAACUCGACCUUUGAUUCCAGCCCAGCGUCCUGGCGCCGCGAUCUCAGUAAUGAGUGCAAAGUCUAAUGAAUCUAAAGGUUUUCCUGCUGAGGCUGUGUCUGGUAGCUUUGCUGUCUCUGGAUCUAACCCAUGGGUUGCUUCUCCCACAGCUUCCACACUGGAUUCUGCUGUUUUCGUCAACUCAAAUCAAGAAAAUGUUACUAAACAAGAUGGCAGACCUCGAAAGCGCACUGUGUUGGAUAUGUUAAAAUCUCUUCCCUCACUCCAUUCUCUAGAAGUGAAUGAAUCUUCUAACAAGAGAAGGAAAAUCAAGGAAGUUCCACAAGCUCAACUUCCUACCACACAGUCACUUAUUUCUUGCGACCAUCCUAAUAAAACUGGAGGACACAGUUUUGCAAAUCUUGUAGCUGAAGCAAAUAAGGGCAAUGCAUCCCCAAGUAUUUAUGUCUCUGCUCUUCUUCACAUAGUAAGGCAUUGUUCACUGUGUAUAAAACAUGCCCGGUUGACCAGUCAGAUGGAGGCACUUGAUAUCCCCUAUGUUGAAGAGGUGGGUCUGAGAAGUGCAUCCUCAAACUUGUGGUUCCGCCUUCCUUUUUCUAGAGGUGAUACAUGGCAGUACAUAUGUUUGAGGCUGGGCAGACCUGGAAGCUUGUACUGGGAUGUCAAGAUUAUUGACCCACACUAUAAAGACUUGUGGGAGCUUCAGAAAGGGAGCAAUACUACACCAUGGGGUUCUGGUGUUCGAAUAGCUAAUACAUCUGAUGUGGAUUCUCAUAUUCGUUAUGAUUCAGAAGGUGUUGUACUGAGUUACAACUCUGUGGAGGCUGAUAGUAUUAAAAAGUUGGUGGCUGAUAUACAAAGACUAUCAAAUGCUCGGACUUUUGCUCUUGGAAUGCGAAAACUACUUGGUGCAAGGACUGAUGAGAAGAUAGAUGAUAGCAAUGCAAGCUUAGAUAGCAAAUCAUCUCCUGGAUCAAAAUUUGCAACAGAGGGUUCUGAAAAGUUCUCUGAACAGAUGAGAAGAGCUUUUAGAAUUGAGGCUGUUGGACUUACGAGUUUGUGGUUUAGUUUUGGCUCAGGAGUUCUUGCUCGCUUUGUUGUUGAGUGGGAAUCUGGUAAAGAGGGCUGCAGAAUGCAUGUUUCUCCUGACCAGCUGUGGCCUCAUACUAAGUUUCUUGAAGACUUCAUUAAUGGAGGUGAGGUUGCAUCUCUUUUGGAUUGCAUUCGAUUGACUGCUGGGCCAUUGCAUGCUCUUGCUGCCGCUACAAGGCCUGCACGAGCUGCUCCUGUUUCUGGACUCCCUGGCAUCACAGCUUCUAUUUCUUCCACUUUAAAGCAGACUGGAUAUGUGCCAUCUCAGGGUCUGCCUAGCAAUGUCAACACAAAUGCUAGUCAAGCUUCAUCUGGUCCUGGAGGUAAUCCUGGCAUAACCACACAAUCAGGCCCUAUCGGAACUCACAAUACAGCAGCUGUGUUGGCGGCAGCAGCAGCGGCGGCGGCGAGAGGUGGUCCUGGAAUUGUUCCCAGUUCAUUGUUGCCUAUUGAUGUUUCUGUGGUACUAAGAGGUCCAUAUUGGAUUAGGAUUAUAUAUCGCAAAAAUUUUGCAGUCGACAUGCGGUGUUUUGCUGGAGAUCAAGUCUGGCUGCAACCAGCUACCCCACCAAAAGUAGGUCAACCUAUCGGAGGAUCCCUUCCCUGCCCACAAUUUCGACCUUUUAUUAUGGAGCAUGUUGCUCAAGAAUUGAACGGCAUAGAUUCUAAUUUUCCAGCUGCUCAGCAAGCACUUGGAUUGCCUAAUCCAAAUAAUCCCAAUCCAGGUUCAGCUCCACAGCUGUCAGGUGCUUCAGGAAAUAGGGCCAACCUCUCAAGUGCUGUUGCAAUAUCUCGAGCAGGAAAUGCUCUAGCUGCUUUGAACCGCAUAGGAACUGCUCUUCCAGGAGCACCCAAUUUACCUGUGGGUAGCCCAUUACGUAGACCACCUGGUUCCGGGGUCCCUGCUCAUGUUAGGGGAGAACUGAAUACUGCUAUUAUCGGACUUGGCGAUGACGGUGGUUAUGGUGGAGGGUGGGUCCCUCUCGUGGCACUUAAAAAGGUCCUGAGAGGCAUUCUUAAGUAUCUUGGAGUACUGUGGCUAUUUGCACAAUUACCAGAUCUUCUAAAGGAGAUCCUCGGGUCAAUUUUGAAGGAUAACGAAGGUGCUUUAUUGAAUUUGGAUCAGGAGCAGCCAGCCCUACGCUUCUUUGUCGGAGGCUAUGUGUUUGCAGUUAGCGUUCACAGAGUUCAACUUCUUCUCCAAGUUCUCAGUGUGAAACGGUUUCAUCAUUCUCAACAACAGCAGCAAAACCCAGCUGCUGCCCAAGAGGAACUAACUCAGUCCGAAAUAGGAGAGAUAUGCGACUACUUCAGUCGGCGUGUUGCAUCAGAGCCAUACGACGCUUCUCGAGUUGCUUCGUUCAUUACUCUUCUGACCUUGCCGAUUUCAGUUCUGAGAGAAUUUUUGAAACUCAUUGCGUGGAAGAAAGGAUUAGGUCAAGGGCAAGGAGCUGAAGCCGCCCCCGCACAAAAAUCCCGUAUCGAGCUGUGCCUCGAGAAUCACAUGGGGUACAACAGGGAAGGGGUCUCUGAUAGUUCAUCAGCAUCCAAGAGCAAUAUCCACUACGAUCGAGCCCAUAACUCUGUUGAUUUUGCACUGACUGUGGUUCUCGAUCCUGCCCACAUACCCCAUCUGAAUGCUGCUGGCGGCGCUGCCUGGUUGCCUUACUGCGUCUCUGUCAGAUUAAGAUACUCAUUUGGCGAAAACCCCAUCGUCUCCUUCCUCGGAAUGGAGGGCAGCCACGGAGGGCGCGCUUGCUGGUUGCGCUGUGACGACUGGGACAAAUGCAAACAGAGAGUGAUGAGAAACGUGGAAGUGAAUGGAUCGUCAGGUGGCGAUAGUAAUCAGGGAAGGUUAAGAGUUGUCGCCGACAACGUACAGCGAACAUUACAUGCGUGCCUUCAAGGGCUACGAGACGGCAUCGGAAUGACGUGAUGGAUCGAUCGUCGACGAGUCGCUUUUGCAGGAAACUAGGAGUAGAAGAAGAGGUGACUAAAUUCAAAGUAUACUUUAAUGUUUGAUCUUACCUUGUACAUAAAGUUCCCCCCAACGACCACUCGUCAAAGGAGGCCCGCUCUAUCAUUUUGCCUCAUUAAAAGCAAGUUUUAGUGUCUUCUUGAUUGGUGUUUUAUGUGAUAGGUUUUGGGUUUUACUCAUAGAAAUUUCAGGUAAUUGUACUCGUACUGUCUUAUUAUGAUGGAAAACAAUUUUACAUUUAAGAUGUGAUUGUUUUUAAAUGA
This is a messenger RNA of Salvia miltiorrhiza (redroot sage), 5879 nucleotides long. RefSeq names its product mediator of RNA polymerase II transcription subunit 14. Gene Ontology annotation, biological process: regulation of transcription by RNA polymerase II. The transcript has 8 exons. The coding region runs from base 217 to 5574 and encodes 1785 amino acids. Gene Ontology annotation, molecular function: transcription coregulator activity. Gene Ontology annotation, cellular component: mediator complex; core mediator complex. NCBI's taxonomy places the organism in Eukaryota, Viridiplantae, Streptophyta, Magnoliopsida, Lamiales, Lamiaceae. The record is from RefSeq and is a predicted model, not a curated record.